AUGGAUUUGUCUCAGAAGCUAUUUAACAUUUAUAAAUCGUCUACAAUCCCUCAAAUAGAUCUCAAUACCUUAAGAACAGUAGUGGCAAACUACUUCUAUUUGAAUGGAAAGAUCAAUGGCGAUAAGUUAGAUAUUUAUAACAGUUUGAAAGUUGAAUCCCAAACUGUGGUUAAAGAGUUGAUAAUAACUAACAUUUCGAUACGAUCUAGUUAUAGCAGUGUUCAUCUGGAUAUUCUAAUCAUACGAAAUCGUGUAAAUGGGGAUAGUGAUACUGAGGGUAACAAUCGAAUCAAGGAACAGAGCAUCAAUGAUUAUCAAGCCAAUGAUAUAAUGAUAAUGAUAAGUUCAAGUUAUACUAAAAUAUUACUACAAUUAAUCGACCAAUGCAACAAAUCAAUAAUCAGAACAGCCAACCCAUCAAUACUCAAAACCAUAAAUCUUCUUCUUUCAGACACCACAGAAGAGGAUUUGAAAAAAAUAGGUAAUGUUGAAUUGGUAUUUGAAACUCCAUCAAAACAUUUGUCAACCAUAGCUAUAAAUAUUCCCACAAAGGACCUAUCCCAAUUGUCUGAUAAGAAAACCGAAGAUUUCAACAAUGACAUGGAAACAUCGUUGAUUGAGUCAGAUAACUCACAAUUCAUAAAUAAUCUUUACUUGUUCAUGCAUGAAUCAACGAAAUUAAAUUUUAGACAUUUGAGAUUGAUCAAAUUUCUUUCCAACGGGGUGUACCUUUCUCCAUCCAGAGUCAAAAUCAUAAACUUUGAUGAUAUGACAGUUCUAAGUAAGCUUUACCAGUCUGUUAAUGACCUUUGA
Messenger RNA from Yamadazyma jaroonii, 813 nucleotides. The record is from the annotation of a GenBank genome assembly. Lineage: Eukaryota; Fungi; Ascomycota; Pichiomycetes; Serinales; Debaryomycetaceae.